UUUCAAGUCUUGUGACUUUCUAUAUUAUUCGCGUACCACUCAUUUCCACCGAGAUCCAGCACAUCACACACACACACACACGCAGAAAACCAGUUGUCGUCUUCCUCACCGGCGACAUUGCGAGUAAAAAUGUCCGAUCAGUUACUAAUCGCUUCCGUUUCCGCAUCUGUUAUCGGAUUCAUAUUAAUAUACGCAUUCUUCAUAACCAAAAGUGUCCGGAAAGUUCCUGUAACCGCUGCCGGAAACAGCAACGGUAAACCGUCGUCAGUUACGACGAAAACUGUCUCUAUUCACGGCGAAUGCAGAUCUGUAGACGACGCUGACGUCAUCAUCGUUGGAGCUGGUGUUGCCGGUGCUGCUCUCGCUCAUACUCUCGGCAAGGAUGGGCGCACUGUACUUGUAAUUGAAAGAGACCUUACAGAGCCGGAUCGAAUUGUUGGUGAACUUCUUCAACCAGGCGGUUAUCUCAAACUGAUUGAGUUGGGAUUAGAAGAUUGUGUUGAAGAUAUUGAUGCCCAAAGGGUUUUUGGAUACGCACUUUUCAAGGAUGGAAAGAAUACUCGGCUCUCUUAUCCUUUGGAGAAGCUUCAAGUUGAUGUGGCAGGCAGAAGCUUUCACAACGGUCGAUUUAUACAGAGAAUGAGGGAGAAAGCUUCCUCACUUCCCAAUGUUCAAUUACAGCAAGGAACAGUCUCAUCUCUUCUUGAAGACAACGGUACUAUUAAAGGAGUGAUGUACAAGACCAAAACCGGAGAGUUAACGAAAGCAUACGCACCUCUAACCAUUGUAUGUGAUGGCUGUUUUUCAAAUUUGCGAAGCUCCCUUUGUAAUCCUCAGGUGGAUGUACCCUCUUGUUUUGUUGGUUUGAUAUUGGAGAACUGUCAACUACCAUAUGAGAACCAUGGGCAUGUUAUUUUGGCGGAUCCGUCACCCAUCUUGUUCUAUCGAAUCAGUAGUACAGAAAUUAGAUGUCUGGUUGAUGUACCCGGUCAAAAAGUACCCUCUCUUUCGAACGGAGAUUUGUCCAAGUAUUUGAAGACCUUUGUUGCUCCUCAGAUCCCUCCGGAAUUGCAAGCAGCUUUUGUAGCAACAGUUGAUAAAGGAAACAUAAGGACAAUGCCCAAUAGAAGCAUGGCAGCUGCACCUUACCCGACUCCAGGUGCUUUGUUAAUGGGUGACGCAUUUAACAUGCGCCAUCCUUUGACAGGUGGCGGAAUGACUGUAGCCUUAUCUGAUAUAGUUGUUCUACGCAAUCUUCUCAUGCCUCUACAUGAUCUGCAUGACUCGUUUACUCUCUGCAGUUAUCUCGAGUCCUUUUACACUCUGCGUAAGCCAGUAGCAUCCACAAUUAACACAUUAGCAGGAGCUUUGUACAAGGUAUUUAGUGCUUCACCUGAUGAAGCAAGGCAAGAAAUGCGAGAAGCGUGCUUUGACUAUCUAAGCCUCGGAGGUGUGUUUUCAAAUGGACCCAUAUCUUUGCUCUCGGGUUUGAACCCUCGACCCUUGAGUUUGGUUGUACAUUUCUUUGCGGUGGCAAUAUAUGGUGUUGGGCGGUUGUUACUUCCUUUCCCCUCCAUUAAACGAAUGUGGAUCGGUGCCAGAUUGAUCUCGGGAGCUUCUGGAAUUAUAUUUCCUAUUAUUAAGGCAGAAGGAAUUAGGCAGAUGUUCUUCCCUGCAACAGUGCCUGCAUAUUACAGAGCUCCUCCUACUCAAUGACCUGCUUUUAGGACAAUAAAAAUAAAAAAAUAAUGAAAAAAAAGUAUGAUGAUGUUUUCUCAUUUCUUAUUCUUUGUUUCUUUUGUUGGGUUUGCAUUCAGUUUGGUAUUUCAUUAGAUUUUGCAUAUAAAUGUGUUUUGUAAUAUAAUCGGUCUUUUUUUGUUUCUAAA
Helianthus annuus (common sunflower) is the source of this 1886-nucleotide messenger RNA. RefSeq names its product squalene monooxygenase SE2. Gene Ontology annotation, cellular component: endoplasmic reticulum; membrane. Bases 130 to 1716 code for a protein of 528 amino acids. Gene Ontology annotation, molecular function: flavin adenine dinucleotide binding; squalene monooxygenase activity. Lineage: Eukaryota; Viridiplantae; Streptophyta; Magnoliopsida; Asterales; Asteraceae. Gene Ontology annotation, biological process: sterol biosynthetic process. The transcript has 8 exons. The record is from RefSeq and is a predicted model, not a curated record.